Molecule: messenger RNA, 1842 nt
Organism: Spodoptera litura
Lineage: Eukaryota; Metazoa; Arthropoda; Insecta; Lepidoptera; Noctuidae
Product: membrane-bound acylglycerophosphatidylinositol O-acyltransferase frj
Biological process (GO): phosphatidylinositol biosynthetic process; lipid modification
Cellular component (GO): mitochondria-associated endoplasmic reticulum membrane contact site; membrane
Molecular function (GO): lysophospholipid acyltransferase activity
Source: RefSeq, a predicted model, not a curated record
UGUGACGUUAGGGAGGUGAUCAAAUCACACCCUAUAUGAAGUUUACACUAAAAAAUGACACUGAAACCAUAUUAUAGAGAAAAAAACCGACAUAUGUCUCCCGUCAAUGUCAGACAAACGUUAACCAUCAUUAGCAAUCAUAAAACUAAAAAUACAAAAAAAAUCAUCGAAAAUGUUAUCUUAUAAGCAAGGAAUAAAAUGUACGCACUUUCUGACAUAAUAUAUUUCUCGUCUCUCUUAAUAUGUAUCACCCUGGGUGGGUACUAUAAGAGGAUUGAGAACCCUAACACGAAGCGCAACUAUGGGACCGGGCUCGGCAUACUCAUCACUUGUAUGCUGUGCGGACCAUCCAUGGCACACUCCGUCCUUAUGGUGUGGGGGAACAUCGUCAUUAUAAAAUGUUGCAACAAAUUAUAUAUCCAUCACUUAAGCAUAGCUUAUACAUGGCUCUACUUAAUCUAUAUAACUUUCAACCUGGAUCUGUCGCACUAUGUGCUGUGGGUGCAUCAAGCCAUCGCUUUGCGCCUAGUAGGCCUUGCGUUUGAAAUCACCCUCGCAGAGAAAGCAAAACGACAACCCACUACGGCCACGGCGAAAGGAUCACAGGUUUCAAAAGCCAGCAAGUAUUUAAAAGAACCAGAUUUAUAUUCAGACGUGAUAUCUAAAAGUUCGAACCAUAGACUUAAUAUUGGAGAUUUGGCCUACGUACCUACGGAACCUAGCGCUGUGGACAUCAUUUCUUAUGCAUAUUACUUCAUCGGAUUACAUAAAGGCCCUUAUUAUCGUUGGAAGACAUUUAAUGAGCACUUUAAAACCCCUUUCGGGGUCCUUGGCGAUUGUAGAAUAAUAACUGAACAGAAACUGAAGAAAGCCCUUGUGUGUAGCGUUGUAUAUUUGUUCUUGCGUUUCAAAUUUCCUACUCAGUUGUAUUACGACAAUGAUUUCUAUACAAAACACGGCACAGACUUUCGUUAUCUAUACAACAUCCCCCAGAUGGUAUCAUACGUGCUUCAAUAUCAAGUCGUGAUGAUGCUAUGUACUAGCGUGUGUACGGAGGCCGGGUUUGGGGUAUACCCUACUAAGACACAGCCUCUGCCCGGCCAUGGGCCCUCGACUAGGUACAGCUUGCUGCAGCUCGCAGCCGUAACAGAAGACGUGGCUUUAGAACAAGAAUACAAUUUCGCUAUGCUGCGGUCUUUUGAAAACGAGAAGUUGUUGAUUGGACCACGAAUGAGGGAUACACUGAGAGGGUGGGACAUGUCCACGCGAUACUGGUUCUGGGCACACACUUACAAAGGCAUGUCCAAAGCGAAAAAGGAAGUGAGAAGCGCACUAUCAUUCUUGGCGUGGACGCUCUGGUGCGGGCCAACACUCCAGCAGCUUAUAAUUUCCACUACUCUCUGGAUACACCUCCAUCUAGAGAACGAAUAUGACGUAAUGUAUGACACUCAUGCCAUGUUAAAAAUGCCAUGGGACAUUGGAUUCUCUAUAAUGCGACUGUUUUGCUUGGCCUACCUCACCCCCUGCCUUAUCCUGAGAGACUCAGCAGUGAUACUGCGCUACUACAACUCAAUAUUCUGGCUGUACCACGCAUUACUACUCUGUUUAAUUCUAGGUGCCAUAGUUAUGCAUAGAGAUCGAGUCCUUUCUAGACGAGAAUGAAAUAAGCUAAGUCUAAAUUAUAUCGUGUUUUUUUAAUUUACAAUAUAUAAUUUUUAUGUUCCAAUUUGGUUGUCUUGUUGAGUUUUAGUUUUAAUAUUUAAUAUUUACCUAUCUAUAGUAACAUUUUUUAUAGAUAGUUGGCAAGACGCGCAACAUAUUUGGGUACAUUUGCAAAAUGUA